AAUCGCUCGGUUUAUGUAGCAGCCUUUCACGCUGUGACUUGGUCGUGUCCUGCCUCUGUGAGUAAUACUGCAGACAGUUUACAUUCUCUGUUUCCAACAUCUGCUGCUGUGGAGGACACGCUGCUUGGUCUACAGUGUUGUUUGAACAGCUUGGAUCACUGUAAGGCCUGAGGUCAGAGGUCAGAGAGCCAUGGGGACAAGGAGAGUGCUUGUGACUGGGUGCUCCUCUGGCAUCGGCUUGGCUGUGGCUGCACGGCUGGCCAAAGAUGAGCUCAGACGGUUCAAAGUGGUUGCGACAAUGAGGGAUCUUGGAAAACGGGGAACAUUGGAGAAAGCAGCUGGUGACUCCUUAAACAAAACACUGGAAAUCAAACAGUUAGAUGCCUGCUGUGAAGCCUCCAUCAGAGAGUGUGUCAACAGCCUGCCAGACAGACGGGUGGAUGUUCUUGUGAAUAAUGCAGGUAUUGGCAUGAUUGGGCCACUGGAGUGCCAGAGUAUCACCGACAUGAAAGAGCUCUUUGACAUAAACGUCUUUGGCCUUGCACGGAUGGUGAAGGAGGUGCUGCCUGAUAUGAAGCGGCGGCAGAGUGGCCAUAUUGUUGUGAUGAGCAGCGUUAUGGGAAUACAGGGGCUUCUGUUCAAUGAUGUCUACUCAGCCUCCAAAUUUGCUGUGGAAGGAUUUUGUGAAAGUCUGGCAGUGCAAGCACUCAAGUUUAACAUCAAGACAACUCUAGUGGAACCUGGCCCAGUGGUAACAGAGUUUGAAAGGAAAGUGUACGAGGAUGCUGAGAACAUGGAUCUAUCAGAGACGGACGAGGAGACUGCCAGAAUCUUCCGUGAAAUUUAUCUGCCGUACUCUAAAAAAGUCUUCAACUCAUUAGGCCAGACACCAGAGGAAGUGGCAGAGCAAACACUUAAGGUGAUCACAGCCAGGGAGCCCCCUCUCCGCCACCAGACCAACCGCCUGUACAUGCCUAUGACUGCACUGAAGCAUGCGGAUCCAACAGGGCGUCUCCCUCUGGACACUUUCUAUAAGAUGAUCUUUAAACAUGACAACGUGUUCAAUGCUACUCUUGGAGUGCUGCGCAUGUUUCAGAAGAGGGUAGGGAGGAAAUAAAGAUUUGGCUGACAAAUUGCACAGAUUAUACCAGGUACAACAGAUAGUGAUUGAAUGUAGUUGCUACAAUGUGUUGUCACUGUGGUUUUUUUUUUUAAGUGUAAAGUCCAACAGUAAGGUGAGAGGUUUUUUUUUCCUGAGCAGUAAUGAACAUGGCACAAGCCAUAGGAUAUUAUAUGUAUAUCUGUAAACAUAAUUAUAAAUCCUUGUAUGCUAUAUUUAUAUAUUUCCUGCAGUGCAAUGACAUUUUCGUGCUCUUGUAUUUGUAUGUGUUAAUACUGUAUAAUAACACAAAUGUUAUAUCCAAGCACUCUUCCAUUAACUGUUAUUCACUAUAGGUAUCAAUGAUAAUAUGGUUUACACUUUAAGGAAUACAAAAGUAAAGCAAAAAUAAAUAAUUACAUUGUAAUGAUUUUAACAAAGGUUUAAUGUAAUCAGCAUAGUAAAUACCACACUGUAUAUGAUUUACCCAAUUGGCAAACACACUAGCAAACAAACAAGCAAAAAUAAAUAAAUACUAUACUGACAUCAGUUACAACUAUAUAAUGAAAUAACACAAAAA
Scomber scombrus (Atlantic mackerel) is the source of this 1679-nucleotide messenger RNA. Its product is annotated as retinol dehydrogenase 8. Gene Ontology annotation, biological process: estrogen biosynthetic process. Gene Ontology annotation, molecular function: estradiol 17-beta-dehydrogenase [NAD(P)+] activity. Gene Ontology annotation, cellular component: cytoplasm. The coding region runs from base 191 to 1117 and encodes 308 amino acids. The transcript is spliced from 7 exons. The record is from RefSeq and is a predicted model, not a curated record. NCBI's taxonomy places the organism in Eukaryota, Metazoa, Chordata, Actinopteri, Scombriformes, Scombridae.